CACAAGUACGUUUGCGGCGUAGGUAGUUGGUAAAAGAAGAGAAAGAAGUGAGUUUUGAAAGAAUGGCUUCUGGCAUGAAUCGACCAUAUCCAGCUGCACCACCUCCACCUCAGCCUGGACCUGGAGUUGCACCUGUUGUACCAGGUCCUGUUCCUUAUCCCAUGGCCCCACCUCCACCCCAAGGCCUAUCUGGAGCACCCCAACCAGCACCUCCACCUUCAUCAACUGGUAUACCUCAGCCAAUGGGUCCUGGGCCAACACCUAGCCCUCAUGGUGGUCCGGCAAUGAGACCUCCUGAACGACCAAUACCCAUGCAGCAUGCCCCACCACCUCCAGUAAGACAGUAUGGCUCCCCAGCUCAAGGUUUUCAGCAUGUCCCUCAACGUCCAGGAUAUCCACCUGCUCCAGGAAUGGGAAUGCAGAGUGGUCCUCCACCACCACCAACUCGCCCACAGUCAAUGCCUUCACACAUGAACCAAGGAAUGCCACCUCCUCAUCCUUAUCCUCCAGGAAGAAUACCUCACCAAGGAUCGGUGGUAAUAGAUUCAUCUCGAAAACGUUCAGCUGGAGAAAGGGGACAAGAAAAUAGAAGUCAGGGCCCUCCAGCUUCUGAAAGUGGACCAGUCACAUCUACUCCAUCAGUUGUUGGAGGAAGUACCGUAGGUGGUGGAAGUGGAGGGUCUAGUGGCAGCAGCAAAAAGAAAAAAAAGCUAGCAGACAAGAUUCUUCCACAAAAAGUCCGAGAUCUAGUCCCAGAAUCUCAGGCCUACAUGGAUCUCCUGGCUUUUGAAAGGAAGCUGGACUUCACUAUUAUGAGGAAGCGCUUAGAUAUUCAAGAAGCUCUCAAACGACCCAUGAAGCAAAAACGAAAGCUGCGAAUAUUCAUUUCCAACACAUUCUAUCCUGGAAAACCUGAAGGAGAAUGCGGCGAAGAACCCACUGUCCCAUCUUGGGAACUUCGAGUUGAAGGUCGUCUCCUUGAUGAUCCAAGUGUUCCAAAGUCUGAUCAAAAACAAGUGAAGCGGAAAUUUUCUUCUUUUUUCAAGAGCUUGGUUAUUGAGUUAGACAAAGAACUGUAUGGACCAGAUAAUCAUUUAGUAGAGUGGCAUCGUACUCCAACAACAACAGAAACAGAUGGGUUCCAAGUAAAGCGUCCAGGAGAUAAAAAUGUUCGCUGCACCAUCUUGUUAUUGCUAGAUUAUCAACCUCUACAGUUUAAGUUGGACCCUCGACUAGCCAGACUUCUGGGUAUUCACACUCAGACACGGCCAGUUAUUAUUAAUGCUCUGUGGCAGUAUAUCAAAUCUCACAAGUUGCAAGAUGCUCAUGAACGAGAGUAUAUCAAUUGUGACAAGUAUCUAGAACAGAUCUUCCAGUGUUCAAGACUUAAGUUUGCAGAAAUUCCUCAGCGUUUGCAUCAACUUCUACACCCUCCAGAACCCAUUGUUAUCAACCAUGUCAUCAGUGUGGAAGGACCAGAUACUAAGAAAACAUCUUGUUAUGAUAUUGAUGUAGAAGUGGAUGAUUCCCUCAAAAGUCAGAUUAACAACUUUCUCCUGUCCACAGCUAGUCAACAGGAGAUCCAAGGACUAGAUAACAAGAUUCAUGAAACGGUGGAAACUAUCAACCAGCUGAAGACCAAUAGAGAGUUCUUUCUUAGCUUUGCAAAAGAUCCACAACAGUUUAUCAACAAAUGGCUGAUUUCACAGACUAGAGAUUUAAAGACUAUGACAGAUGUGGUUGGUAACCCUGAAGAGGAACGAAGAUCUGACUUUUACUACCAACCCUGGGCUCAGGAAGCUGUGUGCAGGUACUUCUAUGGAAAGGUGCAACAACGUAGAGCAGAGCUGGAACAAGCCUUGGGAAUUCGUAACACAUAACUGGUUCUAAUUAUACUUUUCCAGCAAAACUUUACUUGAUAACUUGGGAAAUGAUGAAUACCGAGUUUUUGUUCUGUCUAAGUAUACAUGCAUAUUUAGUGUAACAUGAUGUAUUAUGUUCAUUAAAUGAAAUUAGGAACAUAAUUCUCUGUUCUUGUGAUUAACUGUGGUCCGUAAUAUUUAGGUUGUGUUACAUGUUCUACUAUCCUUACCACUGUCAUCAAGGUUGUUAGCCAAUUAUAUUUUAUUUUAAUAAACAUUUAAGCUCAGUGUGUAUAUUUCUAUCUUAUAUGUGUACAAUAAGAAACAGUUUAUUAUACAUGAUAAGCCAUAGCAAUCCCUCCUACUCAUAAGAUUGCUAAAGGUACUAACCAAGUUGUAUGUAUUUUUUGUACCUUUAUAAAAGGAUUUUCGGCAUGCAUGUACUCCUAUUAACAGCAGUACACACUUUGAAUAUUUGUAAUAUUACACUGAUUCAGUGAUCGUGUAAGUACAGUGUAAUCAUAAAGGAAGACUUAUUGUUUUA
This is a messenger RNA of Limulus polyphemus (Atlantic horseshoe crab), 2406 nucleotides long. RefSeq names its product brahma-associated protein of 60 kDa-like (gene Bap60). The record is from RefSeq and is a predicted model, not a curated record. The transcript is spliced from 13 exons. The coding region runs from base 63 to 1880 and encodes 605 amino acids. Lineage: Eukaryota; Metazoa; Arthropoda; Merostomata; Xiphosura; Limulidae. Gene Ontology annotation, cellular component: SWI/SNF complex; nucleus. Gene Ontology annotation, biological process: regulation of transcription by RNA polymerase II.